GUGCUUUUCUUAUUCCCUAUAUCCUCUUCCUAAUCAUUGCUGGAAUGCCCCUGUUCUAUAUGGAAUUAGCACUGGGACAGUAUAACCGAGAAGGGGCUGCCACUGUGUGGAAAAUCUGUCCAGUUUUCAAAGGUGUAGGCUAUGCAGUGAUACUCAUAGCACUUUACGUGGGUUUCUACUACAACGUUAUCAUAGCUUGGUCUCUGUAUUAUCUAUUUUCAUCAUUCACAUUCGAGCUCCCCUGGACAAAUUGCGACAACAGUUGGAACAGCCCAAACUGUACAGAUCCCAAACUCUUCAAUGCAUCAGUGCUUGGCAAUGGUACCAAAUACUCGAAGUACAAGCUCACUCCUGCAGCUGAAUUUUAUGAGCGAGGAGUUCUGCACCUGCAUGAAAGCCGUGGAAUCCAUGACCUUGGCUUGCCUCGCUGGCAACUUUCCCUCUGCCUCUUGGUGGUGGUAAUCAUUCUUUUCUUUAGUCUGUGGAAAGGCGUGAAGACUUCAGGAAAGGUUGUUUGGAUAACAGCCACUUUGCCUUAUGUUGUAUUAUUUGUCUUGUUAAUACAUGGAAUAACCCUCCCUGGUGCAUACAAUGGAAUAAAUGCAUACCUGCACAUAGAUUUCAGAAGAUUAAAAGAAGCCACA
Molecule: messenger RNA, 644 nt
Organism: Pelecanus crispus (Dalmatian pelican)
Lineage: Eukaryota; Metazoa; Chordata; Aves; Pelecaniformes; Pelecanidae
Source: RefSeq, a predicted model, not a curated record